This is a messenger RNA of Corticium candelabrum, 1875 nucleotides long. RefSeq lists its product as uncharacterized. The coding region runs from base 20 to 1750 and encodes 576 amino acids. The transcript is spliced from 3 exons. The record is from RefSeq and is a predicted model, not a curated record. NCBI's taxonomy places the organism in Eukaryota, Metazoa, Porifera, Homoscleromorpha, Homosclerophorida, Plakinidae.
GUUUGCCGCUUUUAUUCAAAUGGAAGCACGUACGUUGUGGCUGCAAGUCGUGUUUGUGAUGUUGGUUGCCUUGCUGGCUUCCAAAGAUCUUGAAGCUGUUAGUGCUUAUUUUGACGUAUUGGGGGCCCGCGAAAGGGCUGAAUCUGGAGAGAAAGCUCUGGAAUUGUAUAGAAGUCACGCUGAGAGCAGUGUUUGCUGGAGGGGUGCAGUUGCUCGGCUAGAUGUGGGAUGCCGUGAUCUUAGUGAUUUUUCUCAAAGUAAACUGGCUAUUGCAUUUGCCAAUUGCCACCUUGAGAAAUCAGAAAAGAAGACAUAUCCUUGCCCAGAGGAGGCGACUGUUGCGGACUGCACAAGGAACAUGGAUGUCAUUGCCUUUCAGGCGUAUACUGAGUUUUUCACGCAUACUGGACAUAUCUGUUUUUUUCUGCAGAGUCAGCUCUGGCAAGAAAGCACUGAAUUGGCUGUAUCUCGAUUGACAGAAAACUCAGAAUCUGUAUCACAAAAGCUACAAGAAUCACUGGGAUACCAUCGACAAUUGCUGGAAUAUGAAAAGUUGUCCUUGGAUAAUCAACAGGUUCUUAUGACUGCCGACAAGGAAUUAAAAGAGUCAUUACUAAAUUCCACUGAGAGAUUGCAAGGGGCUUUCAAGGACAUGAAUCAGACAUCUUAUGAGGUUUUUGGAGAUUUUUUUGUCAUGCUCAAGAAAAUAGCUGCUUUUCAGAGUCUUGCUCUUGGAGAAUUUAUGUCAAUCAAGACCAUUGUAUUUUACAUGUCAGGAGUAAUACUGGCAUACAUACUGACUGCUACUCCACAAACCAGUAAAGCUCGUUUUUGGAUAUACUUUGUCAUUUUUAUCUCUUUUGUUGCAGAGAGGGCUUUUCUUGGUGUGUUCAUAUCAAGGAAAAAUGCUAGUGCUAAUGAGCUGGAAACAAUGCAUUGGUUGAAUGGGUGGCUGAGGAGCUUUUGUGUACUUGCUUGUCUUUCUGUGAUGGUGUACAAGGUAUUAAUGUAUCGAGAUUAUGCAUAUGAGAAUAACUCUAUGUUGAAUUCCAUAAAAGCGGACAUUGAAAGGAUGAAAACAGCAAUUUUGAAAGUUCAAGAACCAGUUGUAACAAUGGCAUUACCUGACAGCUCAACUGCUAUGUCACCAGAUGCAUAUCCACGACUUUCUGCUACAGCAAACACAUGUUUGUCAGCUCAACAGUCAUCACAUGCUAACCAGCCAUUCCCAAUAUCGUUGGUGAACAGCAAUCUUAAUGACUCAAUUGACUCUGUGGAUGGUACAACAUCUUCUGAUGAAGAAGAUAGUUUACAGGACACAGAUGAUACGGAGGGAAGUGCUAGUGGAAGUUCAACAGUACAGCAUAUUAAUUCCACAAAAAGAAAUGAAACCAGUAGUGUGAUCACACCAAAGCCUUUGCGCAGCCAUUUGACUCAGUCAACUACAGGGUCAACUGGCCGAUACAACCUCCGAGUUCGUUGUUCUGAAACUGGGAGAGUUGUAGGAUCAGCGCCAGAGAAGAACUCUGAUGCUGAACUUCUUCAGCCGUUAACUUUGAAAGAUGUGAAAAGAAGGCUUUAUGAUGUUGCCAAUAAUGUGCAGAAUUGUUUUCAAGAAACAGUUGCAAAGCUAGCGCCGGCUGGAAGCCAAAUGAAUAUCCAUGAGGGGAGAAAAGGACGCAUAUCAAAAUCAUCAAAGAGUGGUGCUAUAAUGAGCUCAACAGUACACUUUAGCGAUGGAGAAUAUUAGUAUUGUGGCUAUUUUUGCAAUUGCAAUUAUGAUACACUUGGUAUUACAUGCAUGCAUAAUAGUCUUCAUGUAUUGACAGAUACAAUGAGGCACUGAAUAUUGAAUCCCACUCUUGUCACCAUGUG